AAUUUAGCAUGUAAACGACCUGCAGUACACACUGUUCCAAAAAGAUUUUUUUGUAAACAAAUAGUGCUGCGAAGAGAUAGAACUUCUAGUAUAAAUAAAAAUUAGUUUGCGUAGGGAAAUGUCUCAUAUUUCGACUACUGCGAAGGCGGACAACGAUUCCGACAGUAAUCGGGUGGAUACUACUACCGGUGAAUCUAGCGUACAAUCCGCUUCGCGACUGAACCAUCGUUACUUUAGACGUCAUUUGAAUGCGGCCUUUCAAAACUAUGGAUCGCAGCGUCCGGAGGAAAUUUUCAACGCACAUUACAUCGAAAAACACAACAGGAGUGAUGUGGAACAAUUCGUGAACGAUCUUUCCACUAAAUCGGAAGAGUAUGUGUACGAAAUGAUGCGUGAUAAGGAGGAGUUUGUUCAGGUUACCAACUGGAGUGAGCUGAUGCAUUCGGCGGGACUGAAGGAAACGUGUAAUCACGAACUGGCACUAGCGAUGAAGAUGAUUGCCUUUUCGGAACGCUUUCCGGAUCCUAAGAAUGCUAAGGAUGUGAAUUUUAAACAAUUGUAUAUGAAUUUAUCGAACAUGAUGCUAGGGUAUCCGAUAGAUGAAAUGAAUGCGGCAACGGCAAAAGUUUUGAAGGAUACGUACGAGGAAACCCUUGCACAACUAAAACAGUCGGAUAACAGUAGCAACAUCAAUCUUUUACGUGAACGCUUGUCGAAUAUUGCUCCACCCCGGAAGUCAUCUUCGGAUUGUUUGGCCAAUGAAACAUUACCCGCUUACUUUGCAGAUACUAACCUUAAUCCAUUGCAGAUACCCUUUGAGAAUCUUUUCUACGUUUCUAAAUAAAUUUGGGGUUUCACAAAGGAGAAACAAGACUGAAUAAAACGUUUUUUUUUUCAAU
Messenger RNA from Wyeomyia smithii (pitcher-plant mosquito), 899 nucleotides. RefSeq lists its product as uncharacterized. The transcript is spliced from 2 exons. NCBI's taxonomy places the organism in Eukaryota, Metazoa, Arthropoda, Insecta, Diptera, Culicidae. The record is from RefSeq and is a predicted model, not a curated record. Bases 119 to 844 code for a protein of 241 amino acids.